Myxocyprinus asiaticus (Chinese sucker) is the source of this 4245-nucleotide messenger RNA. RefSeq names its product neuronal migration protein doublecortin-like. Lineage: Eukaryota; Metazoa; Chordata; Actinopteri; Cypriniformes; Catostomidae. Gene Ontology annotation, biological process: intracellular signal transduction; axoneme assembly; retina development in camera-type eye. The record is from RefSeq and is a predicted model, not a curated record. Gene Ontology annotation, cellular component: axoneme. The transcript is spliced from 7 exons. The coding region runs from base 180 to 1256 and encodes 358 amino acids.
GGACCGCGCGGUGAACCGGCAGGGAAGUGAAUGCAGGCAGAGCAGCUGAAGCGCCAGACAAAGACACGGAGCGCACCGCGAUCCUGCAGCAUCCACACCCACCCACACACACUCACACACAGCAGCACUGUACCGCUGACCCAUAAUUCCUCACUAUAAGACCUCUCUUCACCACCACUAUGGACGCCCCCUCUGAAACUGUUGCCAUGGAGCUGGACUUCGGCCAUUUUGAUGAGCGGGACAAGACGUCUCGGACCCCUCGGGGUGGACGGGCCAAUGGCCUCCCGAGCCCCACCCACAGCGCCCACUGCAGUUUCUACAGGACACGCACACUCCAGGCCCUGACCAAUGAGAAGAAGGCCAAGAAGGUGCGCUUCUACCGCAACGGCGACCGCUACUUCAAGGGCAUCGUGUACGCUGUGGCCAGUGACCGUUUUCGCACGUUUGACGCUCUGCUGGCUGAUCUUACACGCUCGCUGUCUGAUCACAUCAAUCUGCCACAAGGGGUCAGAUACAUCUUCACCAUCGAUGGAUCACGCAGGAUUAUCACACUGGACGAGCUUGAGGAAGGUGAGAGCUACGUGUGUGCCUCUGAGAACUACUACAAAAAAGUCGACUACACCAAAAAUGUGAACCCCAACUGGUCGGUCAAUGUGAAAGCAUCAGCCAGCCAGAAGAUGCUGGCCAACCGUGCCGCCAGCGAGCCGAGGGAGACCAAGGACUUUGUGCGACCCAAGCUGGUGACGGUGAUGAGGAGCGGGGUGAAGCCACGAAAGGCCGUCCGUGUGCUGCUCAACAAGAAGACGGCGCACUCCUUCGAGCAGGUGCUCACUGACAUCACAGAGGCCAUCAAACUAGAGAGUGGAGUGGUAAAGAGGAUCUACACGCUGGAUGGAAAACAGGUGACCUGCCUGCAAGACUUCUUUGGUGAUGACGACGUGUUCAUUGCCUGUGGACCAGAAAAAUUCCGCUAUGCGCAGGAUGACUUUUCCCUGGAUGAAAAUGCUGCAGAGUGCCGGGUGAUGAAGGCUCCUAAAGGACAGAGGGGCUCCACUAAGAGUCCCGGCCCCAUGCGACGCUGCAAGUCUCCGGCUGAUUCCACUAAUGGAACAGGCUCCAGUAGUCAGCUUUCUACACCCAUCUCUAAGCAGUCUCCCAUAUCGACUCCGACCAGUCCUGGCAACGCCCGCAAACAGAAGGAUCUCUACUUGCCUCUGUCUCUGGAAGAUGAUGAUUCACAGGGGGAGUCCAUGUAGACUCUUUCCACUUUGUCCUUCAAUCAAUAUGAAAUCCCAUCACAGAGAUUUCGCUGUUGCUCUCUGUCUUGGAAACAUCAACAUCGCCACCCUAGUGUCCUGGAUGACUGCACGCAUCACCUUUGCAGCCUUUAAUCUCUGAUGCUUUGCAGCGAUGGUCAGCGCACUAUUUGCUGCUUGAGAAUUUGCUGCAUCCAUUUUCCAUGUUUUUUCCUGUUUUUGAUAAUAGAUUUGUAGUGACUGAUGAAAACGCUAAGUAUAUGCGGGGCAUAUGCUGCAGUUUACACGUGUAUUUUGACAACAAACAACCCAGUUUGUGCAUGUGGUAUACUGUUGAAAUUCAUUUUAUAUAUAUGAGAAAUUUGAGAAGAACGUUACUGUUAAGACGCAGAUCAGAUCUUUCAACAUUCAGCCAUUUUUUUUUUAAUGAAUAAUUUUAAAUUUUUCAUACUGACUUUUUUUAAAAAGCUUGGUCUUGUGAAUUCCAAGCAGCAAAUAGUUGUUUUUACAAGGGUGUGAUAGUAUGGCUUGUACAAAAAAAUAAAUAAAAAAAAUAAAUAAAUAAAUAAAAAAAGGAAAAAGAAAAAAAUAAUAAAGAAAAAUACUUGUUGCACCAUUAAUACUUUUUAUUAAUAUUUUUUGUAACACUCACUCUCUCUGUGCAAUGGUUUAUUGUGUAUUAGUAUUUUAAAAGCCCUAAGCAGUUGAAUUAGUAUUUCUGGGCUACAGAACUCACACACUUACUCCAUAUCACUGUAAAUAAUAUGUACAGCCUCAAAACACACACAUCUAUGUUUUUGCAUUAUGGCAAUGUUUUUAAGACAUAGAUGUAAUGUUAUAUGUCCAUGGCUCUGAAGGUGCCCAUUGGAAAUUAAGGGGGAGGUGGGGGGCAAAAGCCAUAUAAUCAGAUCCUUUUACUUUCAAAAGCAAUCACAUUAAGGUUUGGAAUGGUAAAAUGUUAAAAAAACAACAACAAAAAACACACUUGGAUUCAAGGAAAAGUUCACCCAAAAAUGAAAAUUAUGUUAUUAUUUAAUCACUCUCAUCUCAUUCCAAACCCGUGCGACUUCCAUGGAACACAAAAGAAGACGUUUUUUUCAGAAUGUUCACAUCGCUCUUAUCCAUACAAUGAAAGUGAAUGGGGACUGGGGCUGUCAAGCUCCAAAAAUGACAAAAAGGCUCAAUAAAAGGAAUAUAAAUAGUUGUCCAUAUGACUCAUGCACUAUAUUCAAAGUCUUCUGAAGCCAUACGAUAGCUUUCUGUGAGGAGCAUACUGAUAUUUAAGCCAUUUCUAUUGAAAAUCUCCCCUAUAGCCGUAGCUCUCAAGUCUUAUCCGCACUUGCUUAUAUUUGUAUAUGAGUGGCCAGUUUUGACAUCAGUGGCAUCAAAUGUCAUUGUUUUCAUGCAAAUUUUAUGACUAAUCCUUAUUUUUGGGUGAACCAUACCUUUAAAAUCGAAAAUGUCAUGUAAGGCACUGUGUUCUUUUUUAGAAAGCCAAAGGUAUGUUGCAUAGAGGGAGGUUGAAAACCAAUAUUUUCUCUUCCCCAUUGGUGGCGUAUGUAUGGGAAUGUUUCAUUCAAGGCUCUCAUUUGAAAAUAAACAUUUUAGAAAACCAGAUUCAAUGUACCACAAUAUCAUCAUGAAGUUCCUUUGUCAAUGUACUGUAUGGUAGCAUAAAUUCAGUCAGUUUUCAAUUACACUCUCAGAGAGCACUGUGACGUAAUCGUGAUAUCUGUUGCUCAUCUCUAUGACAGACAUGAAAACUCGUGCAACAAAACUGCAAACCCUUUGACUAAUCUUUUUAUAACUUUUCUCUCGUUUUCAAUUGAAUAUUCUAGAACUGUAAAUGAUCAUUUUUCACCUUCCAUCGUGCCUUUUUUAAAUCAUCCUUGUCUUUAUGAGAAAAAAAAAAAAAAAACUACAAGAAAAGUAAACACUCAUUUGUCAAAUGUUUAACUACUUGUAAAUCUUGCUCUCUUUUUACAUGGUUUGAAAUGAAGUGGGGAUAAAAAACUAACUAGAACAAUCUGUAAGUUGUUACUGCUAGUUUGCAACACUGUUUUAGUAGUUUACCAGGGUAAUACUUCUGACAUGGUGCAGAUGCUCUCUUUGCUCCUGUAGUGCUGUAAACACGUGUACUGAUAUUUUUGGGCUUGGGAACAUAAAAAAAAUCAGGCUUCCUCUGUGAUGAUCAUGUACUUUCUGCUGUAUCAUUGUGACUUGUUUGGUGAUGUCAUUCUGUGUAUUAAACUUCUCUCUUUACUAUUAAAACGAGAUGCUAUUCCACAGCUUGUUUUGACUGUAAUAAUGCUCAUGAAUGUUUUUGUUGUUGUUGUUUUUUUGUUUUUUUCAGACAGUUUGCUUCGUCGAUUAACCCAAAGCAUCAUGAACCCACUGUUUUUUCACAUUUUUACAUUCAUGGCUUAAUUUUUACAGUAUGUAUAUGUCUAAUGUAAAAGAAUGUUCCAGGUUCAAUAAAACUUAAGCUUGCCUGUGUUGUUGAUUACCAACAAAUUUUUUACUCAUCUCUUAGUUUAGUAAAAAAAAAAAAAAAAGGUUUACAGUAAUACACAAUGGAAGUCUAUGGGCCAAGGCAUUGCACAAAAUAAAUGUUAAUAUACACAGUUUCAGAAGUUUAACCAAAAGACUAAAGAAAGAGUCUUGAAAGAUUAAGGCGCACGGCAGGCCUUUGUGAGCUCUGCGUGGCCCUCAGGGAAGAAUGGUGCGCUCUUCGUCUGUUGAUAACAGCUGGUUUGCAAAAACAUUCAUCCAGGCAAGACGUUUCUGGCUCUUCUGGAGGGGACCACUCAAGACCGAGCUCCUCAACCGUCUUUGCGAGGACGCGAAGAAGCUCCUUGUCAGUGGCGUGUGCACGCUCCUCAAGGGGGUCGCACAAUGGACGAGUCAGGCGGACGGCAUGGCGUAUUCUAAAAUUUGAAACAAUUGUUUUCUCUGAAUGUACACACACCGAAAACGAAAUGAAAAAGUU